AAAAAUUUUAGUAAAACAAAAUGUCAUCCGAAGAGGACCUGUCUAGUGCCAUAGCCGAAUCGGAAUCCAUUUCGGAGAGUUUCGGUUUUCUGAAGGCCAAAUUUCUCGAGAUCCUAGAUGACCAUUUUUUCCACAACCUUCAACAUGACUGGCGCGAUUCGAAGAAGGGCGUCCCGGAUGAAGCCGUUGUACCAUCGUACCACAGUUUGAGCGAAGAGAGUGGAAGUUUUCUGGUGCUCGAUGGGUUCAAGAUCUCCUACGAUUGGUUUAGAUCCGCGCUGAAGAAAAUUGAAACUGUUCCGGAACCAGCUAUAUGUGAACCGAAAGUAGAGAAAAAAGUAAAAUUUGUGAGUCCAUAUACGGUGAAAGCGCCAGAAGAAGUUGCAGUUGACUCGGAUGAAGGAGAUCGGUUGCACACCCAUAGAAGCCGAGCUAGACAGGGUAUGCGGAAUCGAUUGAUGGUCGAGAAUGUUCCGUUCGAAGAAGAAAGAUUAGGCACCCAUCGCAAGUACCCGAAUAGAUUGGCGACUCAGCUAGAUCCUCAUAUCCGUAGUGAAAUUUCUUAUCGACCUCGCAUCCGAAAUUUUAUGCGAGUAAGUGCAAUCCAUCAGCUUCGAGAAGACUCCAGGCGACAGUUCGAGACAUUCUAUCGCCAGGAAUAUCUAUUUGAAAAGACGGAAGCCGAGAAGGCCGAAAAACAAUACCAUAAAGAUCUUCUCGAACAUUGUAGCGGUAUGACCCAAGCAUUGCGAGAAAUUCGACAACAACGGUUCAGUUCAUCUAUGAGGGUGCUGGACAUGGUUAAGCCAUGUUACGAAGAAACAGCUCGUCUAGAGGGAUUAUUCAAAGAACGGAAACAGAAAAUGGUAGCGUUAUGGAACGACGUUAUUCAACUGGAAAGUAUCUGGAAGCAUCGUAUAGUAUACCAAAAUUUCUUGUAUCUUAUUAUGCCGAAAGGUUGGCGCGAAGAAUAUGACUGGAUUCACAGGGACGAGAACGGUGAGUUGGAAAGCUUUCCCGAAUCGAUCGCCAAAAGGAGCACUGCAAAUCUCAGAGAAUUGAAAGGAACGAACGAUAUUUGGGCAGUGAAGAAGUUUUUUGAGGAAGAGUUUUUGGCCAAAGACAAACCCGUAAAUCCAGCAUUUGAAGAUUGUGAGAGUUUAAUGGUAGGCAUUGCGGAAUUGGAUGUCAAUUCUAUAACCCUCCUCAGUCGGCUUAAUCUGAUGAACUGGGCGCUGGCGGAGGUCGAGAAAGAAGUUCAAGUAGUCCAAUUGAAGUUCGAUAAAACCAUCAAAGAGCUACGAGAAUCCAUCUCUGACUUGUUUGAGAAAAAAAGGAGAUGUGAAGAGCGUUCGGCCAACUUGAAACACAUUUUCGAAGAGCUGGUAGAUGAACCUUUGCGAAAAUGCGUGUAUAACGAAAAAACAAGGACUACCGAAACCCUCCUCAACGUUAUGUAUAAAGAUUUUCUUCCUCCCUCGAAACGCUCCCAAGCCCUCUGGCUGUCCGGUGUCGAUUGUGUCAAAUUCAUAUCUAACAUUGUAGUGCAGUUACUAGCGGAUUUGGAUAGAUGUCCACCAGAAUUACUUGAAACCGUUGAGAAAAGGGUAAGGAAACGCAACGCACUGAAAUGGAAGAAGGCUAGAAAAGCGGCCGAGGAAGAUCGUCGUAACCAAAUGAUAGAAAUUCAGCUGAAACGAGCUCUCGCUCCACCCUACAUCAAACCGCCAAGGAAAGGUAAACUUCCAAGAUCAAGGCUCAAGAAAAAGAUAAUCCCAGAAGUAAUCAUCCCGCCGAAAGUCACCAAAUUGGAAAAGAUUUUUGCGCUUGGAUUCGGGAAACAGGCAAAGAUGACCGAAUCGGAACAGACCACACUGGCGGUGGAUUUGAUGUUCCAAAACUAUUGUACGGUGCAGUUCGAUCAAUUCUUGCGAACCCUCGGCUAUGAACCGGAUUACGAUUUCGUGCCUCGGGUGCAGCAACGGGAUGGUCCGGAAACGAACUUCAUCCACCGGAAGGAAAUGAUACCCCUCGUUAUGCAUCGGGUCAAGAAGUGGGAAGAUCUACAACAAGCGCUGCAGGCUAAAUUGUUUAAAUCGGCUUCGGAUUGACUGUGGAAUUUACAUAAACUUCUCAGUUGAAUAAAACCAAUAUUUUCAAUCAA
Uranotaenia lowii is the source of this 2164-nucleotide messenger RNA. RefSeq lists its product as uncharacterized. The record is from RefSeq and is a predicted model, not a curated record. NCBI's taxonomy places the organism in Eukaryota, Metazoa, Arthropoda, Insecta, Diptera, Culicidae. The coding region runs from base 21 to 2111 and encodes 696 amino acids. The transcript has a single exon.